This is a messenger RNA of Erythranthe guttata (spotted monkey flower), 2409 nucleotides long. Lineage: Eukaryota; Viridiplantae; Streptophyta; Magnoliopsida; Lamiales; Phrymaceae. The record is from RefSeq and is a predicted model, not a curated record.
UCUUCCCUGAUCUCAUAUAUAAUUUUCUUAAUUUCCGAUGAAUUUCUUUUCCAACAUAGCCAAAAGCGCUCAGUCGAAGCCCAGCUCCGGCGACGACAACAAGGAAGAAGAAUCCUCAAAGUACGAUGUUUUCGGCAGUGCGAAGGUGGUUGCCGAGGCAGCUCAAUCUCAGUUCACCAACCAACCGGAGAAGUGCGACAAGCCCAAAGUCGCCGGCGCCUCCGCCGAUCUCAUCGGCGCCGCCUCUGACUACGGAAAACUAGACGAAACCAAGGGUGUUGGCAAGUACGCUGAUCAGGCUGAGGGCUAUCUCCGCCAGUACAGCGCUCCCAAGACCACCGCCGCAGCCGGUGAUGAUAAAGAAGCCGCCCCUGCCGCCCCCACUGGAACCACCGGCGCUGAACACCCUUCCGGUGGCGCUGCCGGCUAUAUUGAACAAGCAAAAGAUUUCUUCAACAAGCCUUCGGACGGUGGCGAGGGUGCCGAUGCCGAUGCCGGUGCCGGUGCCGGCGGUUAUGUUGAGGAGGCAAAGGAAUAUUUUAACAAGCCUUCUGAGGGCGGCGCUGAAAGUGGCGGUGCCGGCGAUUAUAUUAAAAAGGCCGGUGAGUACUUGUCCAAACCAUCGGAAUCCGCCGAGGGUGCCGAUGAUGCUAGUGGCGGUGGAUAUGUAGAGAAGGCAAAGGAAUACUUUAGCAAGCCUUCCGAGGGCGGCGCUGAAAGUGGCGAUGCCGGCGCCGGCGGUUACAUUGAGAAAGCAAAGGAAUACUUUACCAAGCCUUCUGAGGGCGGCGCUGAAAGUGGUGAUGCCGGUGCCGGCGGUUAUAUUGAGAAGGCAAAGGAAUACUUCAUCAAGCCUUCUGAGGGCGGCGCUGAAAGUGGCGAUGCCGGUGCCGGCGGUUAUAUUGAAAAGGCAAAAGAAUACUUUACCAAGCCUUCUGAGGACGCCGCUGAAGGUGGUGGUGCCGGUGAUUAUAUUAAGAAGGCCGGUGAGUAUUUGUCGAAACCGUCAGAAUCCGCCGAGGGUGCCGAUGCCGGCGCCGACGGUGGAUAUGUUGAGAAGGCUAAGGAAUUCUUCAGCAAGCCUUCUGAGGGCGGCGCCGAGGGUGCUGAUGCCGGCGCAAGCGGUUACAUUGAGAAGGCAAAAGAAUACUUUACCAAGCCUUCUGAGGGUGCCUCUGUUGAAAGUGGUGGUGCCGGAGAUUAUAUCAAGAAGGCAGGUGAAUACUUGACCAAACCGUCGGAAUCCACCGAGGGUGCCGACGCCGGCUCUGGCGGUUACAUUGAAAAGGCAAAAGAAUACUUUACCAAGCCUUCUGAGGAUGAGGAUGCCGCUGUUGAAAGUGGUGGUGCCGGCGAUUAUAUCAAGAAGGCCGGUGAGUACUUGACCAAACCGUCGGAAUCCACCGAGGGGGCCGAUGCCGGCACCGGUGGUUACAUUGAGAAGGCCAAAGAAUACUUUACCAAGCCUUCUGAGGAUGAGGAUGCCGCUGUUGAAAGUGGUGGUGCCGGCGAUUAUAUUAAGAAGGCCAGUGAGUACUUGACCAAACCGUCGGAAUCAACCGAGGGGGCCGAUGCCGGCACCGGUGGUUACAUUGAGAAGGCCAAAGAAUACUUCACCAAGCCUUCUGAGGAUGAGGAUGCCGCUGUUAAAAGUGGUGGUGCCGGCGAUUAUAUUAAGAAGGCGAGUGAGUACUUGACAAAACCGUCGGAAACCGCCGAGGGUGCCGAUGCCUGCGCCGGCGGUGGAUAUGUUGAGAAGGCAAAGGAAUUCUUCAACAAGCCCUCUGAGGGCGGAGCUGAAAGUGGUGGUGCCGGUGAUUAUCUCAAGAAGGCGAGUGAGUACUUAACCAAACCGUCUGAAUCCACCGAGCAUGCCGAUAUUGUUGGCGCCGACGCCGGAUAUGUUGAGAAGGCAAAGGAAUUCUUCAACAACUCUUCUGAGGGCGGCGCUGAAAGUGGCGGUGCCGGCGAUUAUAUUAAGAAGGCCGGCGAGUACUUAAACAAACCGUCAGAAUCAACCGAGUGUGCCGAUGUUGCCGGCAGUGGAUAUGUUGAGAAGGCAAAGGAAUUCUUCAACAAGCCUUCUGAGGGCGGCGAGGCCGGUGGGUAUUUGAACAAGCCAUCCGGCGGCGACGAUGAAAAAAUCGAGGCUUCAUCGGAGUCCGGAGGUGGAUAUGGAGGUUUGAUGAAGAUGGCUGGUGGAUUUGUGAAGAAAGACUAAUUUUAUGUAAUUAUGUUCAUCUUAGUGUUUAAUUGUUGCUUUCAUGUUUGAUAUGUUUGAUGUGUAAUUUAGGAUUUCCAUAUAUGUUUACCACAUUUGUGUUGAGAGUUUUCUUCUUCAAAGUGUUCUUUUAUUGUACAUUUUGAGUUUGUAAUAAGAAAAAGAAAAAAGGAAAAAUGAAUUAUGCA